Coniosporium apollinis CBS 100218 is the source of this 1536-nucleotide messenger RNA. Its product is annotated as histone acetyltransferase E. Lineage: Eukaryota; Fungi; Ascomycota; Dothideomycetes. The transcript has 3 exons. Gene Ontology annotation, molecular function: histone acetyltransferase activity. Bases 1 to 1536 code for a protein of 511 amino acids. The record is from RefSeq and is a predicted model, not a curated record. Gene Ontology annotation, biological process: regulation of DNA-templated transcription.
AUGGCCCCACGCGAGGCAUCGCAUGAGCCUGACAGCACGCCUGUUCCCGUGGAGAGAGGCUACGCCACUUUGGCGACCUUGAGGAUUGGGGUGAAGGUUUUUGUGGAAAAGGAUGGCGAAAAGCGCAAAGCGGAGAUCCUCUCCAUACAGCAGCGGAAGGGCAAGCCAACAUUCUACGUUCACUACGACGAGUUCAACAAACGCCUGGAUGAGUGGGUGUCAGCCGAGCGGCUCGAUCUCAGUCGCGAAGUCGAAUGGCCAGCGCCCGAGAAGCCCCCCAAAAGCAAGACAACCAGUGCCCAGAGCAAAUCGCAGCCCGCCCAAACCUCGACAUCGAAAUCACAGAAGAGCAGUCUCAAGCGGCAGCGCUCUUCGAAGCUCGACCGGGAUGUUUCCGCGACACCCGAGUCUGUCGUCUCCAACGUCCCCAGCAAAGCCGCCCGGCCCUCCAAAGCCGGCGGCAAAGAAAACCGAGAAGAAAUCGCCAUCAUAGCGACAGAAGUUGGCGACGACUCAACCCCGAAACCCGAAGAUGACGAGAUGGACCUCGUCGACGUGCAAGACGCAGCCGCAGCCGCCAAAGCCGCACCCCCCGAGAUCUACUCGCGAGAGGACGAGCUCGAAAAACUGCGCACAUCCGGCUCGAUGACGCAGAACCAGACCGAGAUCUCACGCGUGCGCAAUCUCGACCGCGUCCAGAUGGGCCGGCACGAGAUCGAGCCGUGGUAUUUCUCGCCCUACCCGAUCGAGUUCAGCGACGCGGACAUGGUCUAUAUUUGCGAGUUCUGCCUGUGCUACUUUGCAGAGAUGAAGCAGUUUGAGCGACAUCGGAGGAAGUGCACGCUGCUUCACCCGCCUGGCAACGAGAUCUACCGCGACGAGUAUGUCAGCUUCUUUGAGGUCGACGGACGCCGCCAGCGGACGUGGUGUCGCAAUCUGUGUCUGCUGUCGAAACUGUUUCUUGACCACAAGACGCUAUACUUCGACGUCGACCCCUUCCUGUUCUACUGCAUGACCACCCGCGACGAGCACGGCUGCCACCUGGUCGGCUACUUCUCGAAAGAAAAAGAGAGCGCAGAAGGCUACAACGUCGCCUGUAUCCUAACGCUCCCGCAAUACCAGCGCAAAGGCUUCGGUCGCCUCCUCAUCGCCUUCUCCUAUGAGCUCAGCAAGCGCGAGAACAAGCUCGGCAGUCCCGAGAAGCCGCUCAGCGAUCUAGGGUUACUGGGCUACCGCGCAUAUUGGCAAGAGACAAUCGUCGACCUGCUGAUGGACGGCCGCACAGACGCGAACAUCGAGGAGCUGGGCGCGGCGACGGCGAUGACUACGAAUGAUGUGCUGCACACGUUGCAGAAUCUGAACAUGUUGAGGUACUCGAGGAAUCAACACGUUAUCGUCUUGACGGACGCGGUUAUAGAGCAGAGAGAGCGCCAGCGCCAGAAGGAGAAGGCGAAGGGCGCUCAUCGCAUCGAGCCGGAGAAGCUGAGCUGGAAGCCGCCGGUGUUCGCUGCAUCGGCCAGGACGUGGAACUGGUAG